This is a messenger RNA of Pistacia vera, 432 nucleotides long. RefSeq lists its product as uncharacterized. The record is from RefSeq and is a predicted model, not a curated record. Bases 1 to 432 code for a protein of 143 amino acids. NCBI's taxonomy places the organism in Eukaryota, Viridiplantae, Streptophyta, Magnoliopsida, Sapindales, Anacardiaceae. The transcript has a single exon.
AUGGCUGCUGGUACAAAGCUUUCAGCCAUAGAUAGUGAGUUGUUUAAAGACCCUAGUUUGUAUAGAAGUACUAUUGGAGCUCUUCAGUACCUAAUCUUAACAAGCCCUGCCAUUAGCUUUACAGUUAAUAAGCUAAGUCAGUACCUUCAAGCCCCUACUGAGCUACAAUGGCAAGCUUGCAAGAAUGUUUUGAGAUAUCUUAAAGGAACCCAGUCUCAUGGCCUUCAGUUCAGACCAACAGUUUCCCUUCACCUUGAAUGCUAUGCAGAUGUUGACUGGGGUAGUAAUUUGGAUGACAUGAGGUCCACCAGUGGCUACUGUGUGUAUCUCGGGCCUAAUUUGAUUCAGUGGAGCUCCCGAAAGCGAAGAGUGGGUGCCUUAUCAUCUACUGAAGCUGAAUAUAGAGCAUUGGCACAUACAACAACUAAAUAG